This is a messenger RNA of Solea solea (common sole), 5333 nucleotides long. RefSeq names its product SEC14-like protein 1. Gene Ontology annotation, molecular function: RIG-I binding. Gene Ontology annotation, biological process: negative regulation of RIG-I signaling pathway. Gene Ontology annotation, cellular component: cytoplasm; cytosol. The coding region runs from base 376 to 2589 and encodes 737 amino acids. The record is from RefSeq and is a predicted model, not a curated record. Lineage: Eukaryota; Metazoa; Chordata; Actinopteri; Pleuronectiformes; Soleidae. The transcript is spliced from 17 exons.
GGAGGUGAAGAGAGAGCAGACAGCAGAGCAGAGGGACGCAGAUCUCCGCUGUGUGUGUUGUUCCGUCCUGCCGUGAAACAACCGUUUUUCCUCUCCUCGUCCCAGUUUCGGGCUGUCUUCGUGGGUUAGCCUGUUAUCUGCUAACCCCGGCUACAUGGCCAGCGAGCGCCGCACAGCUAACUGUUGUUAGCCUCAGCUCAGCGCUGGGACCCCGGCGAAGCGAAGUGAAGUGAAGUGAAGUGCGGGGAAUGGCAAGAGUUCUCUCGGAUAUUCCACUCCGAACACACGGCGACUAAAAAAAGAAAAGGACGGAACGAGUCCACGGUUCCUCAGUGAUUUGACACACCGGUUGUCGGUGUUACUGCAGUUCCCAUCAUGGUGCAGAAGUACCAGUCACCCGUGCGUGUGUACAAGCAUCCCUUUGAGCUGGUGAUGGCGGCCUAUGAGCGCAGAUUCCCUACGUGUCACCUCAUCCCGAUGUUUGUGGCGAGUGAUGUGAUGGAGGAGGAGGCCAGCGAAGACUCAUCCACCCACAGGGUUCAGAGACGCUGUGCCCUGGAUGUGGACGCGCCACGCCUGCUCAAAAGGAUUGCUGGUGUGGACUAUGUCUACUUCAUCCAGAAAAACACACUCAACAAGAAAGAGAGGACGCUGCACAUCGAGUCCCACAACGAGACCUUCUCCAACAGGGUCAUCAUCCAUGAGACCUGCUGCUAUUCGGUUCACCCAGAGAACGAGGACUGGACGUGCUUCGAGCAGACUGCCAGCCUGGACAUCAAGUCUUUCUUUGGGUUUGAGAGCACGGUGGAAAAGAUCGCUAUGAAGCAGUAUGCCAGCAGUAUCAACAAGGGAAAAGAAAUUAUCGAGUACUACCUGAGGGAGCUACAGGACGAGGGGAUCGGUCAUGUACCUCGCUGGACUCCCUCCUCCUGUUCCCUGCCUCCCCCCAGGCCAACCAGUCUCUCCACCAGUCUACCCGAAGUACCCAAGCUUGUGGUCACACCCGCCAUUUCUAUCCCUUUGCCCGCCAACGCCAAAGACAGCACCUCGGUAGAUGCCAAGCAGGAGAGCAGCACGCCUCAGGCAGACAUCCUCAGUGAGAUUCUGGCUGGUACACCUGAAGACAAGCUGGAUGCAGACUAUAUCAAGCGUUACCUGGGCGACCUGACCCCCUUGCAGGAGAGCUGUCUGAUCAGACUUCGCAAAUGGCUGCAGGAGACGCACAAGGGAAAGAUCCCUAAAGACGAACACAUCCUGCGCUUCUUGCGUGCCAGGGACUUCAACAUCGACAAAGCCCGGGAGAUCCUGUGUCAGUCCCUGACCUGGAGAAAGCAGCACCAGGUGGAUUAUCUGCUGGAGACGUGGACUUCACCGCAGGUCCUCCAGGAUUACUACACCGGGGGCUGGCACCAUCACGACAAAGAUGGUCGUCCUUUGUACAUCCUGAGGCUGGGCCAUAUGGACACGAAAGGUCUGGUCCGUGCUCUUGGAGAGGAGUCUCUGCUCAGACAUGUGCUUUCUAUCAAUGAGGAGGGUCUGCGACGCUGCGAGGAGAACACCAAGGUGUUUGGUCGACCUAUCAGCUGUUGGACGUGCCUGGUGGAUCUGGAGGGACUGAACAUGCGUCACCUGUGGCGUCCGGGAGUCAAGGCGCUGCUGAGGAUCAUCGAGGUCGUGGAGGCCAACUAUCCAGAGACUCUGGGGCGGCUGCUCAUCCUGCGAGCGCCCAGAGUUUUCCCCGUCCUCUGGACACUGGUCAGUCCAUUCAUUGAUGAAAACACACGCAAGAAGUUCCUCAUCUAUGCAGGUAAUGACUACCAGGGGCCCGGAGGUCUGGUGGACUACAUCGACAAGGAGAUCAUCCCGGACUUCCUGGGAGGAGAGUGUAUGUGUGAGGUUCCAGAAGGGGGCCUGGUCCCCAAGUCCAUGUACCGCACAGCUGAGGAGCUGGAGAACGAGGACGUCCGUCUGUGGACGGAGACGAUUUACCAGAGUGCCAGCAUCUUCAAAGGAGCACCGCACGAGCUCUUGAUUGAAAUCAUCGACGCCUCCUCCGUCAUCACCUGGGACUUUGACGUGUGCAAAGGUGACGUCGUGUUUAACAUCUUCCACUCCAAACGCGCCCCACAGCCGCCGCGCAAAGAUCCCCUGGGCGCCCACGGCAUCACCUCGCCCGUGGGCAACAACGUCCAGCUCAUCGACAAGUCGUGGACACUGGGGCAAGAUUACAGCAUGGUGGAGUCGCCCCUCACCUGUAAAGAGGGAGAGAGUGUGCAGGGCUCACACAUAACACGAUGGCCGGGUUUCUACAUCCUCCAGUGGAAGUUCCACAGCAUGCCGGCCUGUUCGGCCACCAACCUGCCCCGAGUGGACGACGUGCUGGCCACCCUGCAGGUGUCCUCGCACAAGUGUAAAGUCAUGUACUACACCGAGGUGUUGGGCUCCGAGGACUUCAGAACCGCUUGCUGCGAUGUGCAGAGUUUGGGUUCCAUGACCAGCCUGGAGUCGAGCCACAGCGGCUUCUCUCAGCUCAGCGCCGCCACCACCUCGUCCAGCCAAUCACAGUCCAGCUCCAUGAUCUCCAGGUAGACAAUGACCUCACCGUCAUCACUGUGGAGCUGAAGAAAACCUGAAGCAAAAAGGAAAAAAGAAAACAAUCUUUACAAUUUAAAGGGCUGAUUUUUGCACAAAGGUCACAUGGUGGGGGGGCGGGUGGGGCAUUGGGACAAUAAAAAGGUCAAGAAUUGUGUUUGCACCAGAGGUUUGGAUAAAGAAAAAAAAAAAGGAGCAAUAUUGUAAAUCUGGGAGUGACAGGACCAGAUGACGACACCGGAGGGCGCUGUUACGUCCACAAGACUGAGACGGACGAGCUGUUACAUUCAUCAACAACAACAUCAACAUUCUCCAUCGCAGCACAGCAGGUUGUUGAUCCUUCACUGAACUGAACUGUGUGUCUCUGUGGCUUCAGGACACGCCCCUGUUUCACCUGCUCUUCUCAGUGGGCGGCGGCCUCUGAAACUUCAGUUUUCAAACAUUCUUAAAAUGUUGCAGAUGCAGAUUUUCUGAGGUGUUUUUGUGUUAAAACCUCAAACAUCCACACUUUAAAACUCUGAAAUGCAGUAAACUCACAAUUAGACCUGGGUCAAAGGUCACCUGCAUCAUUAUUAUCAUUAUUAUUAUUCAUCACUCACUGAGAAGUGGGUUUUUUUGGGACCUGGGUCUGAAACCCCGCCCCCACCCCGCCCCCGCGUGCAUGAAGCAAUAACAUGAAUUUGACUCUUUUUGUUUUUUUACCGUGUGAAAUGUUUAUCGUUGCCGCGUGUGGGCGGAGCUCGGUGCUGACGGACAGACGAGCAAAAACUGAGCCAGUUCACUUCUUAACUCUGUGGCAUCAUCAUCAUCAUCUUCAUCAUCAUUGUUAUUGGUAUUUCUCCAUUUGUAACCCUGACAGUCAUGGCUGUCAGCUGUCAGUGAACUGUGUGAUGACAUCACAGAUCUCAUCAGACGCUCAAAACCAUCUGGAUCUUAGUCUGUGACAGUGUGGCCGCAUGCACCCUGAACCCUCUGUAAACGCUUCUUCUUAUGUUACUGACUUCUUCUUCUUAUGUUACUGACUUCUUCUUCUUAUGUUACUGACUUCUUCUUCUUCUUAUGUUACUGACUUCUUCUUCUUAUGUUACUGACUUCUUCUUCUUAUGUUACUGACUUCUUCUUCUUAUGUUACUGACUUCUUCUUCUUCUUAUGUUACUGAGUUCUUGUUUAGAGCUGAAUGAGACUUUAGUGGGUUUCUGUAGGAGUGAAAGUGUUGGGGUGAAGCGGUGUGACUGCAUGCGCACACGCUGAGUGGGUUUACAGGUUUAUUAUUAUUGUUAUUUAUAUGCAGUACAUAUAUAUAUAUAUAUAUAUAUCUAUAUAUAGAUAUAUAUAUGUGUGUAUAAAACAACAGCCAUGUGUCCAUAAAUACCAUUUUAGCCUUUUUUCUUGUCACUACUGUAAAAAAGAAAAAAAAAGAAAUGAGUGACUGUGAUUAACAAACGUUUCAGAAUGCAACUGUUUUAUUAUUAUUAUUAUUAUCAUUAUUAGUAGUAGUAGUAAUAAUAUCUGGUUAAAGAGCUCUGAUGACUUCAUACAGCUCAGACGGCCACUAGAGGGCAGUCAUCAGCAGGAAGGAAAAAAAUAUGAAAUAAUGGUGCGUUCCAUUUACGAUGGAAGUCGGAGGUCGGACCUGGGAGUAUUUGUGUGAACAUCUGAUUUACUGUAGAACAAACGCAAGGUUCUCAUGGGUCCUUGAAAUCCUUGAAAGUUUGUGAAUUUCAAAAAAUAAAACGCUUACAUUCAAGGCCCUGAAAAUUGCCCUUCAACCUAAACGGGUCCUUGAAUCUUUCAAAGUGAAGUUGAUAUUUAGGUGAACGUCUCCCUCGUUUGUUACGAUGCCCCCUACUGUUUGUCUCACACCCUGCGGACAGGACAAAGUCCACCCUCUGUCUCUCCCUCUCAGACGACGAUGUCUGGGAAAUAAAACAAAGACAAAUAAGACUUUGACCAAAGAUCGAGGACAAUCAGCUGUUCCAGGUUGUCCCCCCGUGUUCAGCCACGUUAGCACAUUCAGUCCUGGAUCCUGGAAAAGUCCUUGAGUUUGAGUGCAACAGUAACAGUUAGCGGUUGCUCCGGCUUCUUUUUGAAGAAAUUCCCCCAUAACUCGGAACUUCCGACUUCCGACUACAACUGGAACAUACCAUAAUACCUGUGCGAGACUGAGGGUUGUUGUUUUUUUGUAACUGGAGAAUUCUGGCUCUGCCUGUGGUUGUUUGUUUUUAACUGUAAAUGAUCAAAGAUCAACAUGUGACAAAGUUUGUCAUUAACUGCAAUAACUCCUCCUCCUGUGUGUGUGUGUGUGUGUGGGUGGGUGGGUGGUUGGGUGGUUUCCACUCAAAGCCACAGUUUGUUAAAUAAAGUUUAGAACACCGUUUCCUUCCAAGUGUGUUGUUGAACCUGUGCUGCAAGAAAAAUCUAAUCAAAAUAAGUUUAGUUUGUCGUCGUGGGCAACGACACAAAUUCAACUUUCCCACAUAAAAUAAAAAAUUUAAAAAAACACGGACAUCAGCUCAGAAUCAGCUGCUCAUCGGUCUGUUUGUGUCACUGACUGAAGCCAUAGACUUUAACACAUUCAUCAGGAGGGCUAUUGAACUGUGUGUGUGUGUGUGUGUGUCUGGUCUCCUUUUUUAUGUCCGUCAUGUUAUUUCAUGUCCAGGAAUCGUAUAAAUGUUUGGAUUCAUGUCAACAUGGCCGCCUUUACAUGUUUUGAGAACAUUAAACUUGAAUUAUGAGGAAA